This is a messenger RNA of Micropterus salmoides (largemouth bass), 1407 nucleotides long. RefSeq names its product stomatin (EPB72)-like 3a (gene stoml3a). Gene Ontology annotation, cellular component: plasma membrane. The record is from RefSeq and is a predicted model, not a curated record. Lineage: Eukaryota; Metazoa; Chordata; Actinopteri; Centrarchiformes; Centrarchidae. The coding region runs from base 329 to 1198 and encodes 289 amino acids. The transcript is spliced from 7 exons.
CUAUUGUUCAUUCAUAAUCUCAGCAGGUGUCAGUCUCCUGGACGUGAAUGUGAAAGAGUAUAACGGGAAAGCACAAGAGUUGAAUGUUAACGUUUCUUAUACAGGAGCCACACAGAGGCUGGUUAGGCUCUAUGGUUCACGUUAACUGUUGGCACCCACUAGGUGAGCCCAAGAGCCGCACCAAGACAUCGUGAGUGUAUGUGUGUGUCUCUCAGGCUCAUGAAAUGUAGCAGGUAAUGAGAGAAGGGGACAGACCACACCCCUCACAGAGAACAGACAGGUAAACAGGUGCUUUGCUCGCUCCAUCACACGCACAACAUACUCAGUAAUGAUCUCAACAACAUCCAGCAUGGCCGAGAUGGUUGCACAAAGUAAACUUCAGAUCAACUGCGUUGAGAAUGUCGAAGAUAAAAGUUCAGGAAGACUUGGUUGUUUCGGUUGGCUGUUGGUUCUCCUAUCCCUCCUCUUUGUAGCAGCAACCUUCCCACUCACAAUAUUUAUGUGUAUUAAGAUAGUGAAGGAGUAUGAGCGAGCUGUCAUCUUUAGGCUCGGCCGGAUCACAGACAGAAAACCUAAAGGGCCAGGACUUUUCUUUAUUCUGCCAUGCACUGAUAACUUUGUGAAAGUUGAUCUGAGAACUGUUUCCUUCGACAUCCCUCCACAGGAAAUCUUAACCAAAGACUCAGUGACAGUGUCUGUGGAUGGCGUGGUGUACUUCCGCAUACACAGCCCCAUCUCAUCUGUAGCCAAUGUGUCCAACGCCCACUUAUCUACACGGCUGCUGGCUCAAACCACCCUGAGGAAUGUACUCGGCACCAAAAUCCUGGCAGAACUGCUAUCUGACAGAGAGAGCAUAUCACUCAGUAUGCAGGAAGCUCUGGACGAAGCCACUGAACCGUGGGGUAUUAAGGUGGAGCGUGUGGAGAUAAAGGAUGUGAAACUGCCUCAGCAGCUGCAGAGAGCCAUGGCAGCAGAGGCAGAAGCCAGUCGGGAAGCCAGAGCAAAGUUAAUUUCUGCAGAGGGGGAGAUGAAGGCCUCCAGGGCUCUGAAAGAAGCCUCUUUGAUAAUUGCUGAGUCACCCUCUGCUCUCCAGCUGCGAUACCUGCAAACCCUCAACACCAUUGCAGCAGAGAGAAACUCCACCAUUAUCUUUCCUCUGCCCAUAGAUAUGUUGCAGACUUUUAUGCAGAGGAAGUAAUAAAUCUCACAGACAGCAAUUACUGAAAGAGUUAAAUGAAAUCACAUUUGCACUGUUAUUAUUGGUAUAUAGCAGGGGUUCUCAAACUGGGGAGCAGCCCUCUGUGGGAAGGACGCCCUUCAGGGGGGUCGUGGAUGUUGAGCAGAUCUAAAGUUGCAUGAAUAUGAUCCAUGUGGUGACAUAAACAAACAAAAGUGCUCUAAUGCUAA